AUGGCGACAAUUGAGCCUGCGUCCCCGCAGGCCGGGUAUGCUGAUGAUCACCCCGCGAUGACCGAGAAGGGUCGCGCUGUCCGGACCUUGGUGGAGGCCGACUUGCUGGAUGAUCGCUAUGAGACCACCCAGCGUGGUCUGAAGAGCCGUCAUGUUCAACUGAUGGCCCUGGGUGGUACUAUCGGAACGGGCCUGUUCGUUGGAUCCGGUCAGUCGCUCGCUACUGGUGGUCCGGCCUCGCUGCUCAUGGGCUACAUCUUCAUCUCCGCCAUGGUCUACGGUCUGGUCACUGCCAUCGCCGAGAUCGGUGCUUACCUCCCCGUUCACGGUGGUACCAUGUCUUACCAUGGUUUCCGAUACGUCUCGCGCAGCAUGGGUUUCGCCAUGGGUUAUCUCUACUGGUACUCGCUCGGCAUUCUAGUGCCGUACGAGAUCACCGCAGCCGGUCUGGUCAUCGGGUAUUGGGAUACUAACGGAACCGUCAACAUUGCCGUGUGGAUCACCAUCAUGAUGGUCGUGAUUAUUGCCCUCAAUUUCUUACCCGUGCGCUUCUACGGUGAAUCCGAGUUUUGGUUCUCAGGUAUCAAGAUCAUCACUUUGGUCGGUCUGCUCAUGGUCUCCUUCAUUCUGUUCUGGGGCGGUGGUCCCAACCGCCAGCUUUUGGGUUUCCACUAUUGGAAGCAUCCCCGCGCGUUUAACGAGUACAUCGUGACGGGAGAUGCCGGUCGCUUUGUCGGCUUGCUCAAGUGCACCGUUUCCAGUGCUAUUGCCUUUAUCUUCGCCCCCGAGCUGAUCAUCAUCAGUGGUGGAGAGAUGGAGUCCCCCCGACGCAACGUGCCUCGCGCUGCCCGCCGUUACAUCUACCGUCUGGUCUUCUUCUACAUUCUAGGUGUCUUGGCGAUCGGUGUCAUUUGCCCGUCUAACGCCUCACAACUCACCGCGGGUAACGGAACGGUCAAGUCCUCCCCCUUUGUGGUGGGCAUCAAGAACGCAGGUAUUCCCGUGCUCGACCACAUCGUCAACGCUGCCGUGUUGACCUCUGCAUGGUCUGCCGGAAACUCCUUCCUGUACAUGUCCUCCCGAUCGCUCUACUCCCUGGCCAUGUCCGGCAACGCACCCAGCGUCUUCAAGACCUGCAACCGCUGGGGUGUCCCCUACUACGCCGUCAGCGUCUCAGCCUUCUUCUCCGCGCUGGCCUACCUCUCAGUCGGCAACUCCAGUUCCAUCGUCUUCAACUGGUUCAUCAACUUCACCAACACCUCCGGCUUCAUCUCCUGGAUCUGCUGCUGCAUCGUCUUCUUGCGGUUCCGCAAGGCCACCGCCGCCCAGGGCAUCGAGCUGCCCUACAGGUCCCGCCUCCAACCCUACGGCGCGUACUUUGGUCUCGCGGGCGCCACACUGAUGAUGCUGAUCAACGGGUUCACCGUCUUCUUCCCGUCGGAAUGGUCGGUCAGCAACUUCUUCACCGCGUACAUCGGUAUCCCGGCCUUCUUGAUCUUGUACUUUGGUCACCGCUUCCUGUACUGGAGUGACCCGUGGGCCUGGCGCCCGGAGGAGGUGGACAUGCACACUGGCCUGCAGGAGAUUAUUGAUGCCGAAUUGCCGGAAAGACCCAAGGGUCCUUGGUGGCAGAUUCGGUGGUAA
Messenger RNA from Penicillium daleae, 1644 nucleotides. Its product is annotated as proline permease PrnB. The transcript is spliced from 2 exons. Gene Ontology annotation, molecular function: amino acid transmembrane transporter activity. Gene Ontology annotation, biological process: amino acid transmembrane transport. The record is from RefSeq and is a predicted model, not a curated record. Gene Ontology annotation, cellular component: membrane. Lineage: Eukaryota; Fungi; Ascomycota; Eurotiomycetes; Eurotiales; Aspergillaceae. The coding region runs from base 1 to 1644 and encodes 547 amino acids.